GCAGGGCUCAGCAGGGAGAAGGUCGCAGCCUUCGCCAGGAAACAGCAGCGCGACUCGCUCUUCAGACUUGCCCAGAACGUGACGACCACCAGCGGCUCCCUGCAAGUGUGUCUGGACCGGCAGGUGGUGCAGGACAGGGUGCCCGUCUUCCAGCAUGCCCUGCCGGCAGAGGGCAAGCCCGUCACUAACCAGAAAAAGUCAGGGAGAUGUUGGAUAUUCUCCUGUCUGAAUGUGAUGCGUCUGCCUGUCAUGAAGAAGUUUAAUAUUGAAGAGUUUGAGUUCAGCCAAGCAUAUCUCUUCUUCUGGGACAAGAUUGAACGUUGCUACUAUUUUUUAAAUGCCUUUGUGGAAACGGCUCAGAAAAAUGAGCCUAUAGAAGAGAGGCUGAUGCAGUUCCUGCUUUCCAACCCCACCAGUGAUGGAGGACAAUGGGACAUGUUGGUUAAUCUUAUCGAAAAAUAUGGUGUUAUCCCCAAGAAAAAUUUCCCUGAAUCUCACACCACAGAGGCCACAGGAAAGAUGAAUGAGAUUUUGAAUCAUAAGAUGCGGGAGUACUGUUUGCGACUAAGAAACAUGGUAGCAAGCGGGUCAACUAAGGAAGAACUCGAUGGAGCAAAGGACGCUAUGAUAGAGGAGGUAUUCAGAAUAGUGAGCAUCUCUUUGGGGAGCCCCCCCGAGACCUUCUCCUGGGAGUUCCGAGAUAAGGAGAAGAACUACCAGAAGAUCGGUCCCGUGACACCACUGCAGUUCUACCAAGAGCACAUCAAGCCGCUCUUCAACAUGGAAGACAAGAUUUGUCUAGUGAAUGAUCCUCGACCCCAGAACCAGUACAACAAGCUCUACACCGUAGCAUAUCUGGGCAACAUGGUGGGAGGGAGAAAAACGCUCUACAACAACCAGCCUGUUAACCUGUUGAAGAAGAUGGCUGCAGCUUCCAUUAAAGAUGGCGAGGCUGUGUGGUUUGGCUGCGAUGUUGGAAAACACUUCCAUGGCAAGCUGGGCAUCCUUGAUAUGGAGGUGUUUGACCAUGAGCUGGUGUUCGGUGUCUCCGUCAAGAACAUGAACAAAGCAGAACGAUUAAUCUUUGGAGACUCGUCGAUGACCCAUGCCAUGGUCCUCACUGCCUUCUCGGAGAAGGAUGGACAAGAAGGAUCAUUUGAGAAAUGGAGGGUGGAGAACUCCUGGGGUGAAGAUGGCGGCGUUAAAGGUUACCUGAUCAUGACGGAUGACUGGUUUUCUGAGUAUGUGUACGAGGUGGUGGUGGAUAAGAAGCACGUGCCAGAAGACGUCUUAGCAGUGAUGCAGCAGGAACCUAUUGUCUUACCAGCAUGGGACCCCAUGGGCUCACUAGCAAAGUGAACUGCAGAGCAUUUGCCUCCCAGUGCACAACCAGAAGUAGAUGUAAAAUAGAAACCCAGAAACCAGAAGCCAUAGCCAAAUGAUGUGACCAAGCGCAGACCUUGGGCUAUAGUCUUUAAAUGUAUGCUAAGGAUCUUUUCAGGAAACCGCUUUACUGAAUGGCCGAGUGAAAAAGGGUGUCAGACUACUCUGCACCUGCACAGAAAAUUUGCCCACCUCAUCAUGCUACUGUAUAAGUGCUUUCAAUGACAGUUGGAUUUUAUCUCUUUAAUAGUGAACAUAACCCUGUGAAACAACUGUUUUGGUUGGUGCAUUCCAUAGGAGAUGACUGUAGAUGGCCAUGUUAUAGGAUAACGAGCUUAGUGAUAUUGAUUAGAAAAGAACAGCAAAAUGUUUAUAAUUAGUCAUUCCUGUUUUUACUUGUACUAUAAAAGUAUCCAAAUUCAGUAUUGGCUUAACUGUGUUUCGAGAGAGCUGUUUACAUUUACCAGGAGUUGGUCUCAAGGAGGUAGGUGCGUAAACUUGGUUCAGCUUAAGAGUAACUUUUCCAAAAUUUAUCCUGUUCCAAGAUGUACUUCAUCUGAUUGCUUUCUGCUCUGCCCUGUGAGCGUAUGACCAACUGAUUCUGGUGGGUAAAACUUAAAAAAAAAUAAUUAAUUUUACACUGAUUCUAGUGGGUGUUAAUCUGUACCCGCAAGAAUGAUUUUCAAUAAGAAUAGAACAACCACAAACCUGUUCAGAGAGAAUAUGGUGCUGGUUUUUAAUUAUUGCCUUUUAGUUGGACGUCUUCAACUCAAUGGUGCUAUGAAGCUUUUAAUUAAAACCCUUUCUGGAGUUUUAGGUA
Messenger RNA from Pelodiscus sinensis (Chinese soft-shelled turtle), 2203 nucleotides. NCBI's taxonomy places the organism in Eukaryota, Metazoa, Chordata, Testudines, Trionychidae. The record is from RefSeq and is a predicted model, not a curated record.